GAUGCGAGUGCGCUGCGAUAGAAGAAAAAACAGGGUCGAAACGACAACCGAAGGGAGGACUGUGUAGUGUAAUCAUGUGUCAAGAAUCACGUGCUGCUGCUGCUGCUGCUACUGCUGCUGGCCUGCUGCUGCGCGGCGAGCGCCGUCGCCGAGGCGGGCCUCGGCGGAGAGCGCGAUUAUGCGGCCUUUUCCGCGACCCGCACAAAGAAGAGGCGCCCUCCGUCAGCCUCGACCUGCCACCGGCUCGCGUCGACCGACCCGGCCGCGUGCCACACCUCCACAGCCCAGUGCGCCAGCCCGCAGAAGUUGCCCUCCUCGAUGCCCCAUCCCGUGGGCCACGCGGCCAAAGCGGUGCCGAGAGGCGGCGGCGGCGCCGCGGUCGCCUCGAGACGCGCCGCGACGGCGUCAAAGGCGAUCCGCCUCGCGCCCGUCGCGGCCGCCUCGGCCAGCAGCGCCUCCCCGGCCAGCCGCGGGAGGUCGCCCUCCGUCUCGAACCAGCACGACGAGCGGCCGUCGGCGCACGCCUCGUCCCACGCCUUGAGCUGGCGGACAAAGGCCGCCAAGCUCUUGAGGCCGGGCGAGGGCGCGGCGGGCGACGGGGCAAGGGAGCAGCCGGGCGAGGAGAGGUAGGAGGUGCUCGCCGGCG
Molecule: messenger RNA, 646 nt
Organism: Emiliania huxleyi CCMP1516
Lineage: Eukaryota; Haptophyta; Isochrysidales; Noelaerhabdaceae
Exons: 1
Coding region: 319-630 (103 amino acids)
Source: RefSeq, a predicted model, not a curated record